UCAUUUCAUUACCUUGGUUCCACAGUGGUGGUGGCUGUGUUUUGGAAUUGUCCAAGUUCUUGUUAACAGGAAACAUUUGUCGCUCUCCAAUAGCUGAAGCAGUUUUUAGAAAACUUGUAACUGAUGAAAAAGUUGAAAAUAAGUGGAUGACAGACAGUGCUGCCGUUUCAGACUGGAACGUGGGGCGCUCCCCAGAUGCAAGGGCUUUAAGCUGUCUAAGAAAUCAUGACAUUCAGACAGUACAUAAAGCACGGCAGGUUACUAAAGAAGAUUUCCAGACCUUUGAUUAUAUACUUUGCAUGGAUGAGAGCAAUCUCAGAGAUCUGAAAAGGAAAAGCAACCAAGUUCAAGACUGCAAGGCCAAAAUCGAACUGCUUGGAAGUUAUGAUCCACAGAAACAACUUAUCAUUGAAGAUCCAUACUAUGGGAAUGAAAAGGACUUUGAAACUGUUUACGAGCAGUGUGUUAGAUGCUGUAAAGCAUUUUUGGAGAAGCCUCAUUAAUGCUUCAUCAUUUUAUUUCUAAAAGAAAAUCAUUAGCUUCUCCUGAAAUAUGUAAGAUUUACUUGAUUGGUGUAUUUAAACUGUAAAAUUAUGCCUCAGGAGGUCCAGAACUUUUUUAGUUUAAUUUUAUAUUUUAGCUUUUCUGUCAUCUAAUUAAAAAUAUAUAUAAAAGUUCUAAUUGGAUUAGAUUAUCAUUUUGUCACACAUCAAUGUAAUAAUAAAGUAUAUAAUUCAGAAUAAAUUUAUCUGUAAACUCUUCCAGUGCUUUCUCACAAGCACU
This is a messenger RNA of Pterocles gutturalis (yellow-throated sandgrouse), 783 nucleotides long. It is a transcript of the gene ACP1, whose product is annotated as acid phosphatase 1, soluble. The record is from RefSeq and is a predicted model, not a curated record. Lineage: Eukaryota; Metazoa; Chordata; Aves; Pterocliformes; Pteroclidae. Gene Ontology annotation, biological process: protein dephosphorylation. Gene Ontology annotation, cellular component: cytoplasm. Gene Ontology annotation, molecular function: acid phosphatase activity; non-membrane spanning protein tyrosine phosphatase activity.